AUGACAACUGAAAUCAACCUCAUCACUGGCAAUGCCAAUAAGAUAGCCGAUAUCAAAGCUAUCCUCGCCCCGUCUGGAAUCACCGUUCGCAAUCAAUCUCUCGAUUUGCCCGAGAUACAAGGAUCGAUCGAAGAAAUCACAAUCGCAAAAUGUCGCACAGCCGCAGAAAUGGUCGGUGGUCCAGUCGUCGUGGAUGAUACAGCUCUUUGCUUCAAUGCGAUGAACGGCAUGCCAGGACCUUACAUAAAAUUCUUCCUGGAGGCCUUAGGACCCGAAAAGUUACAUCUCUUACUAGCCGGCUUCUCAGAUAAAACGGCUGAAGCAGUUGCGACGAUAGGAUACUGUCAAGGUCCUGGUCAUGAGCCUGUGCUGUUUCAGGGACGAAUUGACGGGACGAUCGUACCUGCGAGAGGCGUAAUGCGAUAUGGAUGGCAGACGUGCUUUCAGCCUCACGGGGGCGGUCUGACCUUAGCGGAGAUGUCAGAUGAGGAGAAGCAUAAGAUAUCACAUCUCGGCAUAGCUUUGCAAAAGUUUACUACAUGGCUGACUAUGAACCACGGUUGUGCUCAUGGCGAGGAGAAUGAUGGAAACCUAUGA
Fusarium subglutinans is the source of this 597-nucleotide messenger RNA. RefSeq names its product Ham1 family. Gene Ontology annotation, biological process: nucleoside triphosphate catabolic process. The record is from RefSeq and is a predicted model, not a curated record. The coding region runs from base 1 to 597 and encodes 198 amino acids. Gene Ontology annotation, molecular function: nucleoside triphosphate diphosphatase activity. NCBI's taxonomy places the organism in Eukaryota, Fungi, Ascomycota, Sordariomycetes, Hypocreales, Nectriaceae. The transcript has 2 exons. Gene Ontology annotation, cellular component: cytoplasm.